Messenger RNA from Sesamum indicum (sesame), 1342 nucleotides. RefSeq names its product auxin-induced protein 22D. The record is from RefSeq and is a predicted model, not a curated record. Gene Ontology annotation, cellular component: nucleus. NCBI's taxonomy places the organism in Eukaryota, Viridiplantae, Streptophyta, Magnoliopsida, Lamiales, Pedaliaceae. Gene Ontology annotation, biological process: regulation of DNA-templated transcription.
CCUGAAUGCAGUAGCAGUUGCCUCAAAGCUGCUGCAAGUGCUGCCGACAGCUUAACCUGCCUUUGUCCGAAAUUCAUGCAUUAAGAUGCACCAAGAACUUGCCCAAAUGCACCACCCCCACCAUACGCAUAUAUCAUACUUUCAUUCUAUCUAUAAAACCACCUUCAUCCUUUGUGUGUUAUCACCAAACUUUCCCUUAAAACAAACAAAAGCUGCUUUUGACAUCACCAAGAAACAGAUAAACAUACACAACCUCAUCAGCAACCUUGAACACAAAGGCUCAGUUUGAUUCAAGCAAGCAAUUCAUUGCAUAUAGUGAUCAUUGAAAUUCAGCUAAAGACUCUCAUUUGGCAAGAAAUGGAAGGCAUGAUCAUGGCCCAUGAAAGUGAUCUAAACUUGAAGGCAACUGAACUGAGAUUGGGCUUACCAGGCACAGAUGAAUGUGAGGAGAUGGUUUCUGCUGCCAAGAAUAACAAGAGAGCCUCGCCGGAGUCGGUUGAAGAAUGUGGAUCAAAGGGCACUUGUGCUGCGAAGUCCAGUGAGCAUGAGACUGCACCAGCACCCAAGGCACAGAUAGUUGGGUGGCCACCAGUGAGAUCCUACAGGAAAAACAAUCUCCAGCCAAAGAAGACAGAAUCUGAAUCUGGGAUUUAUGUGAAAGUGAGCAUGGAUGGAGCACCUUACCUCAGGAAGAUUGAUCUGAAAGUUUACAAUGGAUAUCCUGAGCUGCUUAAGGCUUUGGAAACCAUGUUCAAACUCACCAUAGGUGAAUACUCAGAGAGGGAAGGCUAUAAAGGAUCUGAAUAUGCACCUGCAUAUGAGGACAAAGAUGGUGACUUGAUGCUUGUUGGAGAUGUUCCAUGGGACAUGUUCAUGUCGUCCUGCAAGAGACUGAGAAUCAUGAAAGGAUCAGAAGCUAGAGGCUUGGGUGGUGCUCUAUGAGAAACACCUGGUCCUAAGUAUCAUCCGACCAAGGAAGACAAGAAGAAGAUGAUAUCUCUGCGGUGGAGAAUAUCAUCUUACAGCUUGGGUUCUCGAAGAAUCUAGAUUUUGAAAUUCCCUUGUAUUCAACACUACUUUUCUCCAGACCUCACCUGAGAGGUUCAACUGGAAGACCAUAUAUAGUAAUUACAGUUUUCUUGAUACGUACGUACCCGUUACAACAUGAAAACCUUGGUGGUUUUCGGAUCAUGUAAUGUUAAAUGCGUGUUUUGCUUGUAAUAAAUCCCAUCAAAACCGGAUAUAUACUUAGACGUAGUGUUGCUGUCACAGAAAUUGUAUAGAAAUAUAUACAUAUCCUGAUUGAUUUAUUCAACUUUUGGUUAUGUUUUCUCAAAUGUGA